This is a messenger RNA of Arachis stenosperma, 1923 nucleotides long. RefSeq lists its product as uncharacterized. Lineage: Eukaryota; Viridiplantae; Streptophyta; Magnoliopsida; Fabales; Fabaceae. The transcript has 6 exons. The record is from RefSeq and is a predicted model, not a curated record. Bases 166 to 1728 code for a protein of 520 amino acids.
GAUUUGAAUUCCCCCUCCCUCUCUCGGUUAGCCCGAAAUCUCCUUCACAUUACUCAAUUGGUAACCGCCUACUCCAUCAAAACCUUUUGCAAUUCUCUCUUCUUGCUCCUUUCUUCAUCUCUUCACAACCGUCAAACCCCUUCUCUCCCUCUUUGCAAGGAAAGCAUGGAAGGUUCACCACUUGUGUUGGAUAUAAGCUCCGAUGAAGAACCGUGUUUGGAAGAAAGUGAUGCAAAGAAGAGAAUUGACUAUGAUGAUAUGAUAAAGGAGUGGUUGGCCAUGCCUGAUGAAGAACCAGAACAAGACCAUGUUGUCGUGAAUGAACUUGGACACAAGUCAAAGUCAAAGUCAAGAUCUUUAGCAUCAACGCCAAGUGUGAAAGACAUGCAAGAUCAUAAUGAUGAUGAUGAUUGUGUGAUUCUGGAUGGUGACCCUGAAAGAGCUGUUACCACUUCUGUAGAGGAAAUCACAACAGCUUCCUCUGAUGAGUUGGUUGUUGUUGGGGAGAAGGGUCAGGUUGCAUGCAGAGAUUAUCCUCAUCCGCGGCAUCUUUGUGCCAAUUUCCCCUUUUCUUCCACCCCCCAUGAGCAGCACUGUGAACAGUGCUAUUGUUACAUAUGUGACUGCCUAUCACCAUGUCCAAAUUGGGGCAUUGGUCUUUCAAGUGCAGAUCACUGUCAUGCAACUGCAGGAUCUGGGAUGUGGGAAACUCUUAGGAAAAAUUUCAAGUUGGGAAAGAUUGCUCCAAUACCAGCAUCGACCAAUUAUGUCACUUCAUGCGAGGCUGUGAAUGAUAUACACAACCUUGAGCUACGCCUUGAUACUCCUCGGUUUUCUCCAGUUUCCCCAUUAUUGAAUCAGUCAUGGAAUCCGAUGGAUAUUCCUCAGUUUUCUCCAGUUUCCCCAUUAUUGAAUCAGUCAUGGAAUCCGAGGGUAAGUCUCGAACCUCAAAAUCAAGCCUCUAACACAAUCAUAGCAUGGUCAAGCUCCUUGCAAAAGUUUAGAUCAUUGAAUCAAGUCUCCAUGCCAAUUACCAUUCCUUUACGUCCCACCACCAAUGCUGCACUUCAACAUGGUGCAAACCAUGCUAGAUCUCCUGAGUCAGCAUUUCCUUUCGCAAGGAGCGGAUACCAGUCCCAUUCUGUUCCAAGGCAAGUGCUAGGUGGACAAAAUCACACCAUCCAAAGGGGACAAGUUCAUGGCGCUGUCUGCUUAAGCCCUCAGUUCCUCCAUUCUCAUAUGAUUGCCAGAGGAGUAAACAGUGCCAGGAGCAUCCCAACGACAAACUACACUUCUCAUGGUGAUUCUUUUGGCCUCAGCAGUCAAGUUGGUUCGGCACAGGCACGGCAAUAUGGUAGAUAUCAUCAUGCAACUGGAAUUUCUAAUAAUGGAACACCUUAUGUGCAAAGUGAUGCUAUUGUACCCAAUACCAUAGGGUACCCACAACUAAUACCAGAAAAAACCAGCCUGAACUUUAUUGAUGUGAAUAGAAAUCAGCAUCUAAAUGAGCAUCAAUUUGUAAAUCAAAAUGGACCUGCUCAAGCAAAGAUCGUGACAUGUGGAAUGUCAAUGCAAGAUGCAUGCCUACAACUUGGUGAAAGUCAAAAUCAAAUUGAAUGUGCAGGGAAUGAAGAGAGAUCUAUAAACCAACCCCACAAUAUUAAGAAUUCAGAGGACGGUGCUUUGCCAUCUGACCUGAAUAUAACAUCUUAUCUCGAGUCCAACUGAUACAGGUGUUGGUUCUCGUUAUUUUUACCUUGCCAUCUUCUUUUCCUUCAGUUAUGUUAACCUUAGAAAAGAAAAGAAAACUCUGUAAACAACUUACACUCACUUACACUACCCGAAAAUCAUAUGCUUAUUGUGGGAUGGAAGAAAUCCCUUGAUUUUGUUAAUUUAUCUUUGUAACACUUCAAAAUACGAGAG